Tauraco erythrolophus (red-crested turaco) is the source of this 528-nucleotide messenger RNA. The record is from RefSeq and is a predicted model, not a curated record. NCBI's taxonomy places the organism in Eukaryota, Metazoa, Chordata, Aves, Musophagiformes, Musophagidae.
AAGAGCUUGAAACAACGCCUCGGUAAAAGUAACAUUCAGGCACGACUGGGCCGGCCGGCGGGACCCCUCGCCCGCGGUGCCAUGGGAGGAAGAGGGCUGUCCAUGGGGCAGAGGGGCUUGCCGCGAGGAGCCAUGCGUGGUGGCCGGGGGGCACGGGCUCUGCUGAGAGGAGGAAUCCCACUCCGAGGUCAGAGCCUGCUUCGUGGAGGACGAGGUAUAUCCCCCAGGAUGGGCCUGAGAAGAGGGGGCCUGAGGGGUCGCGGUGGUCCUGGAAGAGGCGGUCUGGGCAGAGGUGCCAUGGGCCGUGGAGGACUGGGAGGCAGAGGCCGAGGGGUGGUGUCGCGGCAUGGCGGGAGCUUCGGAGGUCGCGGCAGAGGCCGAGGCCGAGGAAGAGGAUCGGCACGUCCCGCGUUGACCAAGGAGCAGCUGGACAACCAGUUGGAUGCUUACAUGUCGAAAACGAAAGGACACCUGGAUGCUGAGCUGGAUGCUUACAUGGCUCAGACAGACCCGGAGACAAACGACUGA